AUGGGAGAAAAUGAGGGAUGGGCUGAGUCAGGUGGGCCAUUGCCAAAUGGGCUUUUGCCCGGGGCUGGACCAGUGUUGCGGACCCUUGAUUCAGAACGAUGGUCGAGAGCAGAGGAUAGGACUGCUGAGCUCAUUGCCUGCAUUCAGCCCAACCAGCUUUCUGAGGAGCGUAGGAAUGCUGUCGCAGAAUAUGUACAGCGGCUCAUUACAAAGUGCUUCCCAUGCCAGGUCUGCACCUUUGGUUCUGUACCAUUGAAGACUUAUCUGCCUGAUGGUGACAUCGAUUUGACUGCUUUCAGUCAUGAUCAGAAUUUGAAAGACAACUGGGCCAAUCAGGUUCGAGAUAUGCUACAGAAUGAGGAAAAGAAUGAGAAUGCUGAAUUUCAUGUGAAGGAGGUUCAGUAUAUCCAAGCAGAAGUGAAAAUAAUUAAAUGUCUUGUCGAAAAUAUUGUGGUGGAUAUAUCUUUUAAUCAAGUUGGUGGGCUGUGUACUCUCUGUUUCCUUGAUGAGGUUGAUCACCUAAUAAAUCAGAAUCAUCUGUUCAAACGUAGUAUUAUCUUGAUCAAAGCUUGGUGCUAUUAUGAAAGCCGAAUAUUGGGUGCUCAUCAUGGUCUCAUAUCUACCUAUGCCUUGGAGACCUUAGUUCUUUACAUCUUUCACGUGUUCAACAAUACCUUUCAUGGACCUCUUGAGGUUCUUUAUCGCUUUCUGGAGUUCUUCAGCAAUUUUGACUGGGACAAUUUUUGUGUCAGCUUAUGGGGGCCUGUACCUAUUAGUUCCCUACCCGAUAUGACUGCGGAACCUCCUCGAAAGGACAGUGGAGAGCUGCUACUUAGCAAGUUGUUUCUUGAUGCUUGUAGCUCUGUGUAUGCUGUUUUCCCAGGUGGCCAAGAAAAUAAUGGACAACCAUUUAUUUCAAAACAUUUUAAUGUGAUUGAUCCAUUACGUGUCAACAACAAUCUUGGACGUAGUGUGAGUAAAGGUAAUUUUUUUAGAAUCCGAAGUGCAUUUGCUUUUGGAGCUAAAAGACUGGCCAGAUUACUUGACUGCCCAGAAGAAAACUUGAGUUUUGAAGUUAAUCAGUUCUUCAUGAACACAUGGGAUAGGCAUGGCAGUGGUCAUAGGCCUGAUGCACCUGGGGUCGAUUCAUGGCGCACGGGAUUACCAACUCCAGGCGUUCAUCAUGAAAAUAGUAAUUCUGGUAAUAUCUUGAGUAGGAACAAUGUAAAUCAAAACAAAACUUCUUCUCUCCAUGGGACGGAGGACAGGGUCACUCAUGGUCAUGGUGUAGCCUCUCGCACGAAAAGUCUGAAAAGUCAAACCUCAAACAGCUCCGGUGCCUCUGAUCAAAUCCGAAGAGACAAUACUUCUGAUUGGGUGUUGGUCAAUGAGGAGUCUCAGGGAGGUCCUAAGGCUAAUCGCGGGCUGAAUGAUGUUCAUGGCCGGUUACUUGCUCGUACGUCCUCUAGUCCUGAACUUACUGUUGCAUACAAUGACUUCCCUUCCCAAACACGGCACAACAGGAAACCGGAAGCAAUAAACACUCAAGUCCCAUCCAAACAGAGCCUCGAUAUGCAUGCUGAUGGUUUGGCUGAGGAGUUCCAGUCCACCAGUGGUGGAAUGAACCAGGAAGAACAAGAUAUCGUGAACAUGAUGGCGUCCGCCUCACUUCAAGGUCUAAACGAGCAAUUUCACAUUCCAUUUAAUUUAAACUCAGGCCCCUUGCCUUUCUCUAUCCCACCAUCUUUCCUGGCCUCAAUGGGUUACGCUCAACGAAACUUUCCAGGAUUUGUUCCGGCGAAUAAUAUUCCGCUGUUCGACCCAUCGUUUUCAAAUUUGCAAUUUCAUCCUAAUCUACUUUCGCCUCGUUAUUUUCCUGGUGCUGGGGUGGCUUCUCCUUCAGAAGCUCCAGUCGAGCAAGGCAAUGAUAAAUUUGGCUCUGCGGAGGUCAUGAUUCAUGAGGAGCUCGACAAUGAUUUCUGGCACGAGCAAAAUGUCGGAUAUAACCCUGAGAAUGGAAAAUCCAAAAUGUCUGAUGAUAAACGGCCGGCGUCGGUUUCUGGUUUGAAAUAUAUUCCCCCACAUCGAUUGAAUAGCUCUGAUAAGGCUAGCAGAGUUGAGCAGAAACAUCCGAGGGAAAAACAUGGCCCGGCCCGGCAAAAUACUGGGAGCAUUUCCAUCCAGGAUGAUAGGAUCAGUGAGAUUUAUGCAGAAGAAAGAUCGGUAAGUUCAAGAUUUUCGACAGCAACUCAUAGCAACUCUUUGAGGAGUAGGGCCUCUUCAGAAAGCUCCUGGGAUGGAUCAUCAGCUAAAACACCUAAAUCUACGAAAGAAAGACGUGGAAAGAAAAUAUUACCGUCUGCAGAAUUAGCUAGUGGCCAUACCGGCAUCGGGAAAGGCAAAGUGAUGUCUGACCAUAUGGCUAAUCAGCUGGAGAAUGAGAAUGCCGAGACACUGGAAAGAAAUUAUGUGCCUGAGUCACUUUCUUCUCUACAGAUCCCAUCUCAGAACAUGUCUUCUGGCUUUGAGGUUGCUCGGGUGAGUGGGCCAGACUCGGUGAUGCCUUUUGCCCCAAUGCUUGUUGGUCCCGGUGGCUCAACACAAAGAAUGAACGACAAUUCUGGGCUGGUUGCAUUUUACCCCACUGGGCCUCCAAUACCAUUCCUAACAAUGCUGCCAGUGUACAAUAUUCCACCAGAGACGAGUACUUCUGAAUCAUCAAGUGGCCAUUUUGUAGGCGAUGACACCUUGGAGAACAGUGAUUCUGGUCACAACCUUAGUCCCGAAGGAUAUGAUCACCUGGAGGAUUUAAAUCCUUUAAAUUCCUUGAGAGCGACAGCUACUGCUGAAACCUCAGAGAAGAAAAAACCUGAUAUUUUGAAUAGUGACUUUGCCAGCCAUUGGCAGAAUUUACAAUUCGGGAGAUUCUGUCAGAACCCACAACACAACGGGGGCCCGUUAAUAUAUCCUUCGCCUGUCAUGGUCCCACCUGCUUAUCUGCAGGGUGGACGAUUUCCAUACGAUAGUUCUGGUAGACCUUUUUCUGCCAAUACAAACCUUUUCUCGCAGCUUAUGACGAGUUAUGGUCAACGCCUGGUCCCUGUGGCUCCUCUCCAGUCAGUCUCCAAUAGACCUUAUAUUUAUCAAAACUACAUGGAUGGUAUGCCAAGAUUCCGCAGUGGGACUGGGACUUACCUGCCUAAUCCUGUUCCCAUCAGGGAGCGAAACUCGUCUAGUACAAGAAGAGGAAAUUAUAGCAACUAUGAUAGAAAUGAGAACUAUGGUGACAAAGAGGGAAACUGGAACUCGAAUACAAAAUCUCGAGGUUCUGUACGAAACCAUGGCCGCAGCCGAAGUGAUAAGUCAAAUUCCCGAACUGACCGUUUGACUUCUGUCGAGAAUCGAGCUGACCAUUCAUGGAACUCAUACAGGCAUGAAGCCCUCCCUUCUUAUCAACCACGUAAUGGACAGUUGAGCUCAAGCUUUAAUCAAAAUGUUCCUCAGACAAUGGCAUACAACAUGUACCCGUUAUCAGCUACAAAUCCCAACGGAGUUACUAAUGGGCCCUCUGUACCACCUUUCAUGAUGCUCUAUCCUUUUGACCAUAAUAAUGCUGUUCACGGUGAGCAGCUUGAGUUUGGUUCUCUGGGCCCAAUGGAUUUGCCGGGUAUUGAUGAGCACUUACAGCUGAAUGAGGGGACUCGAGCCAGGAUGUUUCAGGAACACAGGAUUCAUGGGGGUUCUGACCACCAUUCUUCACCAGAUCAACCAUCUUCUCCACGCCAGCAGAGGAGGGGUUGA
This is a messenger RNA of Striga hermonthica, 3801 nucleotides long. Lineage: Eukaryota; Viridiplantae; Streptophyta; Magnoliopsida; Lamiales; Orobanchaceae. The record is from the annotation of a GenBank genome assembly.